Molecule: messenger RNA, 1686 nt
Organism: Gekko japonicus
Lineage: Eukaryota; Metazoa; Chordata; Lepidosauria; Squamata; Gekkonidae
Gene: ST6GALNAC1
Product: ST6 (alpha-N-acetyl-neuraminyl-2,3-beta-galactosyl-1,3)-N-acetylgalactosaminide alpha-2,6-sialyltransferase 1
Exons: 8
Coding region: 1-1686 (561 amino acids)
Molecular function (GO): alpha-N-acetylgalactosaminide alpha-2,6-sialyltransferase activity
Source: RefSeq, a predicted model, not a curated record
AUGUUGCAAGUGAACAUCCAGCAGCGUACCCAAAGAGUUGUGGCAUCCUGCCAGGAGAGAGCAAAGCCUCUAAAGGUGAUACUCGAUUCUGACAAUACUUCACAAGAGCGAUACGUUGUUAAGAGACUGGCACUUAACAACAACCUGGAUGCCAAAGAAGAGCAUGCCAAGGAAGGAGGGGUGACAUCUGCAUCUGCUGAGAAGCAGACCAGGGAUAGUUUUGUGGUGCCAGCAGACAAAAAACAAGCUGUGAAGGAAUUAAGACCCCAAGCCAAUGCGAUGCAAGCUGAAAGUAGGUCUGGAACACAUACAGCCAAUCAAAACCUUGCUAGGGGUGCAACACCAACUGCCAAUCAAAAACAAGAUAAGAGCAUAGCACCAAUAUCCAGUUCAAAGGAAGAGAAAAAUAAAGAAGUAAUGGCAGAAGACAAACGAGGAAAGCCAGCUGAGGCGACAUAUGUGGCACCACCUUCCACUACAAAGCAAACCAAGGGACAGUUAAAGGGAACAGAUGCACCUGAACAGCAUUUGGUGACUUCUGAUCCUCCUUCAAUGAAAUUGUCUACCGAAGUAAAGCCAGUGUCUGUUGCUGAAAAUCACGACGCAUCUGCACCUGGAGCUCUACAAGGCACACAUGCCAUUUCUGCACCAACCCACAAGAAAAGGUUCAAAGCAUCUGACUUCAAAUCUGAGCCCCAAUGGGACUUUGAUGACCAGUAUCUUCAGGCCAAGUUAACUCCACAGUCAACCUGUCCAAAUUCACUGAGGGUCAAGGCUGCCAAGUCUGACUGGCUGCAGGGCAUUUUCCUGCCUAACAUCACACUCUUUAUGGACAGGAGCCACUGCAGUGACAGUGAAUGGGAGCGCUUGGAGCAUUUCGCCCCCCCUUUUGGGUUCAUGGAGUUAAAUUACGCAUUGGUAAAAGAAGUCAUAACCAUGCUUCCUCCUAAACCCUAUCACCUAAUUCCCAUGGCACACAGUAGCCAGGCUUCCAGGUGUAUCACCUGUGCUGUAGUAGGAAAUGGGGGAAUAUUGAACAACUCCAGAAUGGGCCAGGAGAUUGACUCCCACGAUUAUGUCUUCCGGGUGAGUGGGGCCGUGAUCAAGGGUUAUGAGAGAGAUGUUGGAACAAGAACAUCCUUCUAUGGAUUCACAGCCUAUUCCUUAACAUCUUCCCUUAUGUUACUGGGAGACCAUGGAUUCAAGACGAUCCCAAAAGGAACGGAGAUCAAGUACCUUCAUUUCCUGGAAGGGGAAAGAGAUUACGAAUGGCUGAAAGCUCUUCUGCUGAACAAGGAUGUAAGGAAAGGAUUUUUGGACUUCUAUAGGCAAAAGCCAAGGGACGGAUUUGAUCAUUUCAGCCUGGAUAAAUACUUUGUAAUUCAUCCAGAUUUUCUCAGAUACACAAAAAACAGGUUUCUAAAAUCCAAGUCUCUGGACAAACCCUACUGGCGGCUCUAUAGACCCACAACAGGAGCAUUCCUUUUAUUAACUGCGCUCCAUCUCUGUGACCAGGUAAGCGCUUAUGGGUACAUCACAGAAGGUUACCAAAAGUAUUCAGACCACUAUUAUGACACGGAAUGGAAGCGCUUAAUCUUUUAUCUCAAUCAUGACUUUGAUCUGGAACGAAGGGUGUGGAAAAAACUUCACGAUGCAAACAUCAUGAAGCUCUACCAACGAUCCUGA